CGUCACCGCGCCGCGGGAGUGGCGCGCGCGGGGGCUGCCGGGAUUGGGGCGGCGGUCGCGGGUGGCGAUCGAUCCCGAUCGGUUCCGAUCGGUUCCGAUCAAUCCCGAUCGAUCCCGAUCGAUCCCGAUCGAUCCCCGGGGCUCCCCCGCCGCGAUGUUCUUCACCUGCGGCCCCAACGAGGCCAUGGUGGUGUCGGGUUUCUGCCGCAGCCCCCCGGUGAUGGUGGCGGGGGGCCGUGUUCUGGUCAUCCCGUGCCUGCAGCAGAUCCAGAGGAUCUCCCUGAACACGCUGACGCUGCCGGUGCGCAGCGAGAAGGUUUACACCCGCCACGGGGUGCCCAUCUCCGUCACCGGCAUCGCACAGGUAAAGAUCCAGGGGCAGAACAAGGAGAUGCUGGCGGCCGCCUGCCAGAUGUUCCUGGGCAAGUCGGAGAGCGAGAUCGGCCAGAUCGCGCUGGAGACGCUGGAGGGCCACCAGCGCGCCAUCAUGGCCCACAUGACCGUGGAGGAGAUCUACAAGGACCGUCAGAAGUUCUCGGAGCAGGUUUUCCGCGUGGCCUCCUCCGACCUGGUGAACAUGGGAAUAUCCGUGGUCAGCUACACCCUCAAGGACGUGCACGACGAGCAGGAUUACCUGCGCUCUCUCGGCAAGGGCCGCACGGCUCAGGUGCAGCGCGACGCCCGCGUGGGAGAGGCUGAGGCCAAACGCGACGCCGGGAUCCGCGAGGCGCGGGCGCGGCAGGAGCAGGUGUCGGCGCAGCUCCUGAGCGAGGAGGCCACGGCGCGAGCCCAGCGCGAUUUCCAGCUGGCCCAGGCCCAGUGCGACGGCGCCGUCAGCGCCCGCCGGGCCACGGCCGAGCUGGCGUUCCAGCUGCAGUCGGCGCGCUCCCAGCAGGCCAUCGCGGCGCAGCGGGGCGAGGUUGCGCUGGUGGAGCGGGCGCAGCGGGCGCAGCUGCAGGAGCAGGAGGUCGGCCGGCGCCGCCAGGAGCUCGAGGCCACCGUGCGCAAACCGGCCGAGGCCGAGCGCUACCGGCUGGAGCGGCUGGCCGAGGCGCAAAGGACUCAGGUGUUGCUGCAGGCGGAGGCCGAGGCUGAGACCCUCAGGGUGACCGGAGCCGCCCGUGCCGCCGCUCUCAGCUCCCGUUCCCGCGCCGAAGCCGCCGCGGCCGCAGCCAAGGCCGAGGCGUUCGGGCAGUUCCAGGACGCGGCCGUGGUGGAUCUGGUGCUGCAGAGACUGCCCCAGGUGGCGGAGGCGGUGGCGCAGCCGCUGCUGGGGACGCGCCGGGUGACGCUCGUGGGCGGCUCCGGCGCCGUCGGAGUGGCCAAAAUUCCCGGGGAAAUCCUGGAAUUGGUGACGCGGCUGCCGGGAGCCGUGGGAGCCCUGGCCAGGGGGUCCCAGGUGACCCCGACGGAGCCCGAGGGCGGCGCCACCGCAACGUCCCCAGAUGUCCCCAAAACGUCCCCAAAUGUCCCCAAAACGUCCCCGAGUGCCACCUCCCAGUGACACCAGAGCGUCCCCAAAGCGCCACCCAAGUGCCACCAAAGCGUCCCCAGAUGUCCCCAAGUGCCACCAAAGCGUCCCCAGAUGUCCCCAAGUGCCACCAAAGCGUCCCCAGAUGUCCCCAAGGGCCACCAAAGUGUUCCCAAGUGCCACCUGCCAGCGCCACCAAAGUGUCCCCAGAUGUCCCCAAGUGCCACCGGCAGCUCCUGAGGCCACCAAGGUGCCACCACCCCCCUCAAAGUCCCUGCAGUGUCCCCAAAGUGCCACCACCGUGUCCCCAAAGUGUCCCCAAGGUGCCACCACCCCCUGCAGUGUCCCCAAGGUGCCACCAUCCCUCGGUGUCACUGUCCCCAAGGUGCCACCACUACCGCCCUGUCCCCAGCUGUCCCCAAGGUGCCACCCCUGAAUGUCCCCAGCUGUCCCCAAGGUGCCACCCCUGAAUGUCCCCAGCUGUCCCCAAAGUGUCCCCAAGGUGUCACCCCUGCCGUGUCCCUGUGUCCUUUGAGUGCCACCACCCCUGAAUGUCCCCAAGGUGCCACUGCCCUGUCCCCGAGUGUCCCCAAGGUGCCACCACGGCAGUGCCACCGUGUCAAUAAAUGUCCCCAAAUGUCCCCAAGGUGCCACCCCUGCCGUGUCCCUGUGUCCUUUGAGUGCCACCACCCCUGAAUGUCCCCAAGGUGCCACUGCCCUGUCCCCAAAGUGUCCCCAAGGUGCCACCAUGGCAGUGCCACCAUGUCAAUAAAUGUCCCCAAGGUGCCACCGCUGCCGUCUCGCGCUGUCCCCGGGUGCCACCACCCCCGGUGUCACCGUGUCAAUGAAGUGUCCCCAAGGUGCCACCACCCCCUGAAUGUCCCCAAAGUGCCACCACCCCCGGUGUCACCGUGUCAAUAAAUGUCCCCAAAGUGUCCCCAAGUGCCACCACCCCGAUGUCACCCUGUCCCCAAGGUGCCACCCCUGAUGUCCCCAAAGUGUCCCCACAGUGCCACCAUCCUCUGAAUGUCCCCAAAGUGUCCCCAAAGUGCCACCAUCCCUCGGUGUCACUGUCCCCAAGGUGCCACCACCACCUCCCUGUCCCCAGCUGUCCCCAAGGUGCCACCCCUGAAUGUCCCCAGGUGUCCCCAAGGUGCCACCACCCCAGUGUCACCCUGUC
Messenger RNA from Poecile atricapillus (Black-capped chickadee), 2651 nucleotides. It is a transcript of the gene FLOT1, whose product is annotated as flotillin 1. Gene Ontology annotation, biological process: regulation of receptor internalization; positive regulation of cell junction assembly; positive regulation of cell-cell adhesion mediated by cadherin. The transcript is spliced from 14 exons. The record is from RefSeq and is a predicted model, not a curated record. The coding region runs from base 155 to 1504 and encodes 449 amino acids. Gene Ontology annotation, cellular component: plasma membrane. NCBI's taxonomy places the organism in Eukaryota, Metazoa, Chordata, Aves, Passeriformes, Paridae.